AUGCAAGCGCACCUGGCCCUCGCCGCCUUCCUGAAGGCGCAAGUCUCUCGUGCGCGCUUGCCCGGCUUGUCGGGUGGCCGCGGGAGGUACUACUCAAUGUGGAAUCCACCACUGACAUCCGCAGCCUUCGAUUCGACACAGCAGGUCCUGCCAAGCUUCAAGAGGCACAUCUUCUUUCCGUUCUUCCUCACCAGCACCGCAAAACCAUCACCGGUUUACGUUAAGGCAAACGGCCUCGACCACAUUGGCACUACUGGAUGGAUGGAUGGAUGGGGGUGGGUUCGGUUCGGUUCCAUCUUCUCAUCCAAGCUCAACUUGGUCCAGAAUGACCAAAACCCUCACUUUUUUGCCUCGGCUUCUUUCGACAUCAUCCUUGUUCCGUCCUUAAAGCCCAUCCUGGCGCCCGAGGCAUGGGGUACGUCUGGUCUGUACGAUACUUCGCUGCCUUUCACCCACCGAUUCGCGCAGUUCGUCAGGCGCUUUGAAACGGUUGAAAAGCUGCGACAUGGAUCUUGCUUGGGCACGUUGCCGGAACCCAUUGCCCAGCCCAGAGUCCCAGACAUUUGUCUUUCCGACAACGGCAAUGGCGCAUUGGGAGCUUUGGACACCAGCUCCAACUCUAUUUCCGGGACAUGGCCACGGCUUCCUCUCGCCGGCCCAAUCUCGACACCUCUGUUGGCAUUAUCAGAGCUCGCAGUGCCACUCGCUGUCUUGCGCUCAGUCAGUGCCCUCAGGUCACGCUACGUUGGACGUUAUGCGAUGGCUCCACGAGAGAUCACCAAGAGAUCAAUGUUGGGCAAGGCCCGCAAACACAACCGACUCUGA
This is a messenger RNA of Colletotrichum abscissum, 825 nucleotides long. RefSeq lists its product as uncharacterized. The transcript is spliced from 3 exons. The coding region runs from base 1 to 825 and encodes 274 amino acids. The record is from RefSeq and is a predicted model, not a curated record. NCBI's taxonomy places the organism in Eukaryota, Fungi, Ascomycota, Sordariomycetes, Glomerellales, Glomerellaceae.